AAUUCAGUCAUGUUUAGUAGACAAAAAUAAAAAUUGUAUUGAAUUUCUUUAACUGCAAUUGUUACAUUCCAGAGAAAAUUUUUUUGAUGGAGUCUUUAAAAGCAUGAUUUUGAGAGAAAAUUUUCCAGCUAGUAUAUUUGAGAAAUUGUAAUUUGCAGGAUGUACAUAAUGGAGCUGGGGUUUUUUUCCUCACUUUUGAUACUAAGAACCCUAUAAUAUGAAAAAGAAGAAUUGAAAAGCAACAAUGUAAUUGCUUAGAAUAUAAUAAAGUAUCAUUUGAAUUGUAACUGGACAAAGAAAGUAACCAGAGCUUUCUUACAGGGGAAUGAACUCUACUUGAACACAUUUAUUUGCAACAGUUCUUUCUCUAAGCAUAGUGUUUUCCCUUUCUCCACUCUUCUACUUCUUCUAAAAUGCAUGCUAUGAGAGUAAACUGAAAAUUCCAAUUAGUUCACAAAAUGUAUUAAGGAUAUACUUCUUGAAUUCAGAACCUCCUUUUUCAGAUAUUAAACUGGUAUUAACAGUAAUUGUUAAUAUCUAGUCAAUUAAAUAUUCAGAGUAAGUUAAUAGUGUCUAUCUACAAUUUUAGUCAUAUUGUAUAACAAUAAAAAUCAGAACCAUAUUAAACUUUAUAUUAUCCCUAAAGUACUAAUCAUUUUAAAAUGUCAAAUUUCUUUAGUUCUAUAUGCUAUUUGCUGAAUAAAGUACUCUGGUGAAACAUUUAUUUGUUUUAUUUUUGCACGAAGUUUAUUUUUAUUACUUAAAAAAAAAAAAAAAAAACCAAACACUACCAUAAAAAGAAUUUGGCUUAAAAUAUGGACUAAUCUUAACCUUAUAUAGAAUAAGUCAUAGCAAAACAAGCAUUGUUACAUAAUAGAAUAACAAAAACUCCACUGCACAUAUAACAGUUAAUAAAUAGGUGAUUGUGUAUCUCUAGACCAAAAGUAAUUUUUGCAUGUGUGUCACAGAACUUUUUGUUAAUCUAAUGAAAUCUGUAUUUUCUAAUGCAGAAAAUAAAAUAUAUAGGUUACAAAGGAAACCACUUAUUUUGGAAUGUAGUUAUCAAAAUAUAUAUAUUUUUUAAAUUUCACAAGCCCCAGGUUAAGAACUCCUGCCUAGACUCACCUUUAUAACUGAAAGUAAUUUAUUUAUAUAAGGAAAAAGCAAAUUUGAGGGGGAAAUGAAGUAAGUCUAAAUUAUUCUGUUGUGUAAUGUAUCCUAUUAAUAGGUACUAAUAUUGCUUUUAUUUAAUUUAAUACUGAUUGCAUCUAACCUUUACUAAACCACUUUGAAAAUUGCUAUAGUUUAGCCUGCAACAUAAAUGAUUAGAGGGAACGGUUUGAAAUGGACACUUCAGACGAUGCAACAACCACCUCUGCCUGUGUUUUCUUAAGGUCUGGCUCAGUUUAUGAACCUCUUAAAAGUAUUAAUCUUCCAAGACCUGACAAUGAAACUCUGUGGGAUAAAUUGGAUCAUUAUUACAGAAUUGUCAAAUCAACAGUACUGCUAUAUCAAAGUCCAACUACUGGUCUCUUCCCCACAAAAACUUGUGCUGAUGACCAGAGGGCCAAAGUUCAAGACAGCCUUUACUGUGCUGCCAGUGCCUGGGCAUUAGCACUUGCAUAUAGGCGCAUUGAUGAUGACAAGGGAAGGACCCAUGAGCUGGAGCAUUCAGCUAUAAAAUGUAUGAGAGGAAUUCUCUACUGCUACAUGCGCCAGGCUGAUAAGGUUCAGCAAUUUAAACAAGAUCCCCGCCCAACAACAUGCCUCCAUUCUAUUUUCAAUGUACAUACAGGAGAUGAAGUCUUUUCCUAUGAGGAAUAUGGUCAUCUUCAGAUAAAUGCUGUAUCCCUGUACCUUCUUUACCUUGUGGAAAUGAUUUCCUCAGGACUUCAGAUUAUCUACAACACUGAUGAGGUAGCAUUCAUUCAAAACCUGGUAUUUUGUGUAGAAAGAGUCUACCGUGUACCUGAUUUUGGUAUCUGGGAAAGAGGAAGCAAAUACAAUAAUGGCAGCACAGAGCUACAUUCCAGCUCUGUGGGCUUAGCUAAAGCAGUUCUAGAAGCAAUUAAUGGAUUCAACCUCUUUGGCAACCAGGGAUGUUCUUGGUCUGUUAUAUUUGUGGAUCUUGAUGCCCAUAAUCGAAACAGACAGACUUUGUGUUCACUGCUUCCAAGAGAAUCCAGAUCUCAUAAUACCGAUGCUGCACUUCUCCCCUGCAUUAGUUAUCCUGCUUUUGCCCUCGAUGAUGAUGCUCUGUUCAGUCAAACCCUUGACAAAAUUGUUAGAAAAUUAAAAGGGAAGUAUGGAUUCAAGCGUUUCUUGAGGGAUGGAUACAGAACUUCACUAGAAGAUCCAAACCGACGCUAUUAUAAGCCAGCUGAAAUUAAGCUCUUUGAUGGCAUUGAAUGUGAAUUUCCCAUUUUUUUCCUUUACAUGAUGAUCGAUGGAGUUUUUAGAGGAAAUCCUUCACAAGUAAAGGAAUACCAGGAUCUUCUGACUCCAGUCCUACAUCAGACAACAGAAGGGUAUCCUGUUGUACCAAAGUAUUAUUAUGUGCCAGCUGACUUUGUGGAAUCUGAGAAGAAAAAUCCUGGUAGUCAGAAGAGAUUUCCUAGUAACUGUGGGCGUGAUGGAAAAUUUUUCCUGUGGGGACAAGCUCUUUAUGUCAUUGCAAAACUUUUAGCUGAUGACUUAAUAAGUCCUAAAGACAUUGACCCAAUCCAUAGGUACGUCCCUCUACAGGAUCAGCGGAAUGUUAGCAUGAGAUUCUCUAAUCAGGGUCCAUUAGAAAAUGACUUAGUGGUUCAUGUAGCCCUGGUUGCAGAAAGUCAACGCCUACAAGUUUUUCUGAAUACAUAUGGUAUCCAAACACAGACUCCACAGCAGGUUGAGCCUAUUCAGAUAUGGCCUCAACAGGAACUUGUGAAGGCUUAUUUCCAUCUGGGAAUCAAUGAAAAAUUAGGACUAUCUGGAAGACCCGACAGGCCAAUUGGUUGCCUUGGCACUUCAAAGAUCUAUCGAAUCCUAGGAAAGACUGUGGUUUGUUAUCCCAUCAUCUUUGAUCUCAGUGAUUUUUACAUGUCUCAGGAUGUGUUAUUGCUGAUUGAUGAUAUUAAGAAUGCUUUGCAGUUUAUUAAACAGUAUUGGAAGAUGCAUGGCCGUCCACUGUUCCUUGUUCUUAUUCGGGAGGACAACAUAAGAGGCAGCCGGUUCAACCCCAUAUUAGAUAUGCUGGCAUCCUUUAAAAAAGGAAUGGUUGGAGGAGUGAAGGUUCAUGUUGAUCGACUACAGACAUUGAUAUCAGGAGCUGUUGUUGAACAACUUGACUUCCUAAGGAUCAGUGAUACAGAAGAGCUUCCAGAAUUUAAGAGUUUUGAAGAGCUAGAACUCCCCAAGCAUUCUAAAGUCAAAAGACAAGCCAGUACUCCCAAUGCUCCUGAACUGGAACAGGAGCCAGACAUAUCAGUUGUCGAGUGGAAAAACAAACCAACCCAUGAAAUUCUUCAAAAAUUAAAUGACUGCAGUUGUCUGGCGAGCCAAGCCAUCUUAUUAGGUAUCCUACUUAAAAGAGAAGGUCCUAAUUUCAUCACUAAGGAAGGUACUGUUUCUGAUCAUAUGGAGAGAGUCUAUAGAAGAGCCGGCAGCAAAAAACUUUGGUUGACGGUGCGCUAUGGUGCUGCAUUUACCCAGAAAUUUUCUUCCUCUAUAGCCCCCCACAUUACUACUUUAUUGGUACAUGGGAAACAGGUAACUCUGGGGGCUUUUGGGCAUGAAGAAGAGGUGAUUUCUAAUCCUUUGUCUCCAGGAGUGAUUAAGAAUAUCAUCUAUUACAAGUGUAAUACACAUGAUGAAAGGGAAGCUGUCAUUCAGCAGGAACUUGUCAUUCAUAUUGGCUGGAUCAUAUCUAAUAAUCCUGAACUAUUCAGUGGCAUGCUGAAAAUACGAAUUGGGUGGAUUAUCCAUGCUAUGAAGUAUGAGCUACAGAUUCGUGGAGGGGACAUGCCGGCCUUGGACUUAUACCAACUAUCACCUAGUGAAGUUAAACAACUUCUCUUAGAUAUUCUCCAGCCUCAACAGAAUGGAAGAUGUUGGCUGAACAGGCGUCAAAUCGAUGGAUCCUUAAAUAGAACACCCAUGGGCUUCUAUGACAGGGUGUGGCAGAUCCUAGAGAGAACACCCAAUGGUAUCAUUGUAGCUGGAAAGCAUUUGCCUCAGCAACCAACCCUGUCAGAUAUGACCAUGUAUGAAAUGAAUUUUUCCCUCUUGGUUGAAGACAUUUUGGGAAAUAUUGACCAGCCUAAAUACAGACAGAUCAUUGUAGAGCUAUUAAUGGUUGUAUCAGUUGUACUGGAAAGAAACCCUGAGCUAGAAUUUCAAGAUAAAGUGGAUCUGGAUAAACUAGUUAAAGAAGCAUUUAAUGAUUUUCAGAAAGACCAGAGCAUACUAAAGGAAGCUGAAAAACAGGAUGAUAUGACUUCCUUUUACAAUACUCCACCAUUGGGGAAAAGAGGAACAUGCAGUUAUUUGACAAAAGUUGUGAUGAACCUGUUGCUGGAAGGAGAAGUCAAGCCAAGUAGUGAUGACCCCUGUAUAGUUAGCUAACAGAGUAGAAGGUUCUUCAUUUAGCUAGGUCACAUUUUUUUCAGUAUUAGUUUUGACAGACAUGUUUCCUUUGAAGCUUAAUCCCAAACAAUCAUGUAUCUAUUUACUUAUUGCCAGUGAGAUCUUUAUCAUACCACCACUUGAAUUAUUUGGGAUACUGCAUGGAACUGCUAGUUAGUUUUAGAGUUAAACAUUUAAUCAACAAAAAUAUACUUGAGCCCAUCUUGACAAUAGUUAUUUUCACUGAAUGGCAGAAACCAUGUAGCUUGAAAUGAAACUGCACGUUGCAUGAUUAUACAAUUAAUGAAAAUGAAACUUUGAUAUGAUAUUAAGUUCCCUGAGUUUAUGGUCAUAAUUAAGUAUUGUGCCAACUGAACAGAAAGCUUACCCAAGAAUUUUGUAUGGAUAUUAAAAGAAUUUGUGAGAAUGAUUAACUUUUCUUUUACCCAUUAGAGCAUUAUUAUGUUAGAUGUUAAUAUAAAUUUAAAAUCAGAGUGAGGUAACAUUAUUUUGAUGUCAAAGGUAACAUCAUUAAUCAUGUAUGAGUACACAGAAGCUAUUGUAAAAUUACUUUGGAAAAUGAAUGUGAUUUCAUAUUUGUAUUGUCUAGACAUAGGAGAAAGAAUUAAACACAAAGUAAUCAUGAACCUGUAUUUUCCAAAAUAUUCUCCUUAAGUUUUGAUUGUAUUUAGAAUUUUUGUGAAGUUCACAAGUUUGUUUAAUUAUGGAAUCCCAAAUCCAGUGUAUACUGGUUAAAAAUCAAAACUCAUUAAAAUAGUUUAGUGUUUAAUAAAUUAAAAAAUAAUAGUGUUUAAUAAAUUACUUUCAGACAAAA
Antechinus flavipes (yellow-footed antechinus) is the source of this 5440-nucleotide messenger RNA. It is a transcript of the gene PHKB, whose product is annotated as phosphorylase kinase regulatory subunit beta. Gene Ontology annotation, cellular component: phosphorylase kinase complex. Gene Ontology annotation, biological process: glycogen metabolic process. Gene Ontology annotation, molecular function: calmodulin binding. The record is from RefSeq and is a predicted model, not a curated record. Bases 1345 to 4605 code for a protein of 1086 amino acids. The transcript is spliced from 31 exons. Lineage: Eukaryota; Metazoa; Chordata; Mammalia; Dasyuromorphia; Dasyuridae.